AGGCGCCCUCCUGGCAAAGUGGUCACUUGGUUCAGGCCCUGGAGGCAGGAGCGCACCUGAGUCAGCCCACUUCCGGGGAGGGAGGGCCGCAAGGCCCGCCCCCGCCGCCCACCCCCAAGCCCUGCCCCGGGGCUCCCACCCUUGUGUACCUGGGCGGUUCCAUUCCCGGGAGUGAGCAGGGGGGUAGAGUGACCCAGAGAGCCACCGCGUACCGGGUCAGUUGUCUCCGGGAAGCCGAAGGCAUGAGCUUCGUCCAAGUUCUUUUUGUAGGUUAGAACUCCUCCAGCGCGAGGAAAAUGGACUUGGAAUAGGGGCCGGGCGCAGAUCGCACCCUUCUCGGCCUUGGUGCUCGCCCGCGCCCCCUACUCUCCGGAUACUUGGGAGGGGACGCGCGGGCACCGUCGCUGCUAGACGGCCGCGAUGGCGCCGGCGGCCAGCGCGUGUGCUGGGGCGCCUGGCUCCCACCCGGCCACCGUGAUCUUCGUGUGUCUCUUCCUCAUCAUUUACUGCCCAGACUCUGCCAGUGCCAUCCAGGUGACUGUGCCUGACCCCUUCCAUGUAGUGAUCCUGUUCCAGCCAGUGACACUGCCCUGCACCUAUCAGAUGAGCAACACCCUCACAGUCCCCAUCGUGAUCUGGAAGUACAAGUCAUUCUGCCGGGACCGUGUCGCUGAUGCCUUCUCCCCUGCCAGUGUGGACAACCAGCUAAAUGCCCAGCUGGCAGCUGGCAACCCCGGCUACAACCCCUAUGUGGAGUGCCAGGACAGUGUACGCACUGUCAGGGUGGUGGCCACCAAGCAGGGCAACGCUGUGACCCUGGGAGACUACUACCAGGGAAGGAGGAUCACCAUCACAGGAAAUGCUGACCUGACCUUCGAGCAGACGGCCUGGGGAGACAGUGGAGUGUAUUACUGCUCCGUGGUCUCAGCCCAAGAUCUGGAUGGGAACAAUGAGGCAUACGCAGAGCUCAUUGUCCUUGGCAGGACCUCAGAGGCCCCUGAGCUCCUACCUGGUUUUCGGGCGGGGCCCUUGGAAGAUUGGCUCUUUGUGGUCGUGGUCUGCCUGGCGAGUCUUCUCCUCUUCCUCCUCCUGGGCAUCUGCUGGUGCCAGUGCUGUCCCCACACCUGCUGCUGCUAUGUCAGAUGUCCCUGCUGCCCAGACAAGUGCUGUUGCCCUGAGGCCCUUUAUGCUGCCGGCAAAGCAGCCACCUCGGGAGUCCCCAGCAUCUAUGCCCCCAGCAUCUAUACGCACCUCUCUCCAGCCAAGACCCCCCCACCUCCGCCUGCCAUGAUUCCCAUGGGCCGUCCCUAUGGGUACCCUGGAGACUUUGACCAGAACAGCUCAGUUGGUGGCCACAGUUCCCAGGUACCUCUGCUGCGUGAAGUAGACGGCAGUGUAUCUUCAGAAGUACGAAGUGGCUACAGGAUCCAGGCUAACCAGCAAGAUGACUCCAUGAGAGUCCUGUACUACAUGGAGAAGGAGCUAGCCAACUUUGACCCUUCCCGGCCUGGCCUUCCCAAUGGCCGAGUGGAACGGGCUAUGAGUGAAGUAACCUCCCUCCAUGAAGAUGACUGGAGAUCUCGGCCUUCCAGGGCUCCUGCCCUCACCCCCAUCAGGGAUGAGGAGUGGGAUCGCCACUCCCCUCGGAGUCCCAGAACAUGGGAACAGGAACCCCUUCAAGAACAGCCAAGGGGUGGCUGGGGGUCCGGGCGGCCUCGGGCCCGCUCUGUGGAUGCCCUAGAUGACAUCAACCGGCCUGGCUCCACUGAAUCAGGACGGUCUUCUCCCCCAAGUAGUGGACGGAGAGGACGGGCCUAUGCUCCUCCCAGAAGUCGCAGCCGGGAUGACCUCUACGACCCCGACGAUCCUAGGGACUUGCCACAUUCCCGAGAUCCCCACUAUUAUGACGAUUUCAGGUCUAGGGAUCCACGUGCUGACCCCAGAUCCCGACAGCGAUCCCGCGAUCCUCGGGAUGCUGGCUUCAGGUCACGGGACCCUCAGUAUGAUGGGCGACUAUUAGAAGAGGCUUUAAAGAAAAAGGGAUCUGGAGAGAGAAGGCGAGCUUACAGGGAGGAGGAAGAGGAAGAGGAGGGCCACUAUCCCCCAGCACCUCCGCCUUACUCAGAGACUGACUCGCAGGCCUCGCGGGAGCGGAGGAUGAAAAAGAAUUUGGCCCUGAGUCGUGAAAGUUUAGUCGUCUGAUCCCACGUUUUGUAUGUAGCUUUUAUACUUUUUUUUAAUUGGAAUAUUGAUGAAACUCUUUACACCAAGUCUAAUAAAAUGCCUAAUCACAAGA
Molecule: messenger RNA, 2296 nt
Organism: Apodemus sylvaticus (European woodmouse)
Lineage: Eukaryota; Metazoa; Chordata; Mammalia; Rodentia; Muridae
Gene: Lsr
Product: lipolysis stimulated lipoprotein receptor
Exons: 10
Coding region: 421-2202 (593 amino acids)
Biological process (GO): establishment of blood-brain barrier; tricellular tight junction assembly
Cellular component (GO): tricellular tight junction; plasma membrane
Source: RefSeq, a predicted model, not a curated record